This is a messenger RNA of Eremomyces bilateralis CBS 781.70, 1325 nucleotides long. RefSeq names its product Phosphoenolpyruvate/pyruvate domain-containing protein. Lineage: Eukaryota; Fungi; Ascomycota; Dothideomycetes; Eremomycetales; Eremomycetaceae. The transcript has 2 exons. The record is from RefSeq and is a predicted model, not a curated record. Gene Ontology annotation, molecular function: catalytic activity. Bases 330 to 1271 code for a protein of 313 amino acids.
CAAUUUCUGAAAAUGCUUAGAAAGUAUUCGUUCUAGAUCACGUCCUUGUACCAUAAAUCACGGUCGGCGUCAAUCUUGCCGCCAAGUUCAUGCGGCUGUUCGGCGAGCAUCGGCAACGUUCUAUCGUCGCAUAGAAUUGACUUUGGAUUCUUCUAGUUCGGCAUUUUUGUUCUAGGAUAAGCACCUGAGUUAUUUUCGAGGGAGCUAUCAAUACCCCGUGUGGAGUGCCUGAAGCAAGAAGCUCGAACAUCGCCAUGCUAUAUCGAAGCAAGCUUAUAUUCUCGUAUACAUUUCAGUAAAACUCCUUGAACGACAGUGCAGAACAAGUCAUGGCCGAUUUUCAUGGAUUCAAAUCCGCCACUGCUCGGCUGCGUGAACUGCUCAGUCGGGAUGAUCAUAUUACGAUCUGUCCUGGUGUCUAUGAUGGCCUCACUGCCCGGAUUGCCCUGCGAGGUAAUUUCGAUUGUCUCUACAUGACUGGCGCUGGCACAGCAGCAUCUCGACUCGGAAUGCCUGAUCUUGGUCUCGUCACCAUGAACGACAUGCUCACCAACGCAGCCAUGAUUGCAUCACUGGACCGAACAGUCCCCUUGAUUGCCGACGCGGACACCGGUUAUGGCGGCCCAGUCAUGGUCGCAAGAACAGUCAAGUCAUACAUCGCAGCUGGAAUUGCCGGUCUGCACCUGGAAGACCAGGUCUUGUCCAAACGAUGUGGUCAUCUACUCGGGAAAGAAAUCGUCGACGAGGACACCUUUCUCAGCAGAAUCAGGGCAGCAGUGAUUGCCAGAGAGGAGAUGAAGGCAAGCAUCGGGGAGGUGGCUGGGGAUAUCGUGUUGAUUGCGAGGACAGAUUCACUACAAUCUCUCGGAUUUGAUGAAGCUAUAAAGAGAUUGAAGAUGGCGAUCGAAGUUGGUGCUGAUGUUGCAUUCCUGGAAGGUCCUACAGAUGUGGACCAGUGCAGACGUGCUUGCAGGGUGCUGGCACCAACUCCCGUUCUGCUUAACAACGUUCCUGGUGGAGUAACCCCAGAUUUGACUGCGAAGGAGGCGCAGGAGCUUGGAUUUAAGCUCAUGAUUUACCCUGGACUAAUGCUGACAGCGGUCUACGACAGUUGUACUGCUAGUAGCGCUGAAUUGAAAAGCACUGGCACGGUCAAGUUGACUGAAAGGCAAAUGGAAGGACCAAAAGCCUUGUUCACUACGUGUGGACUUUUGGAGUGUAUACAACUCGAUAAGAAAGCUGGAGGGCAAGCUUAUUCUAGUGGAGUGUAGAUUUGUUCUAUGAGCACAUAUUUGAGGAUUUCCUUGGCAUUGCAGUCGUCAGUC